Colletotrichum tamarilloi is the source of this 279-nucleotide messenger RNA. RefSeq lists its product as uncharacterized. The coding region runs from base 1 to 279 and encodes 92 amino acids. The transcript has a single exon. Lineage: Eukaryota; Fungi; Ascomycota; Sordariomycetes; Glomerellales; Glomerellaceae. The record is from RefSeq and is a predicted model, not a curated record.
AUGGUGAUUACCAUGCACAUAUCACUCUUGCCGAGUGGUUACCCUGCCGUUCUACCUUUCGUUUUCUUCCUGCUCCUCCCCUCCUGGAGACGAUUCGCGGCGCCUCGGCACUCACGAUGUUUUCCAACAGGCCUCUUUCCAACGACCCCUCUCUCAUUCCCAGUCCUUACCCGUGGUGGCGUCUCUCACUGCAGGCAAACAUCUUAUCUCGGUGAGCGGAAGAACCAACAGGAUCCCAGUCACCGCGGUCCUUUUGGCUCUUGGCCCCCCAUGCAAUAG